Messenger RNA from Entrophospora sp. SA101, 762 nucleotides. The record is from the annotation of a GenBank genome assembly. Lineage: Eukaryota; Fungi; Glomeromycota; Glomeromycetes; Entrophosporales; Entrophosporaceae.
AUGGAAAUUUACAAUCUUUUAGUCAAUCAAUACCUUCUUCCUGAAUGUCUUAAUGCUGUGAAAUACCCUGCCUUUUGGGAGAGUACAGACGAGCCUUCACUCAAAAAUUUUUUAGAUUUUCGACUUUCUGCUGGCAAUUUAAAAGACAUGAAAACUGAGCAUAAUCACUACAAUAACGAACUGAAUGAAAUCAGUAAAUUCUACACUGAAGUAUCCGAGUCUGGACAAGAAGUGCUAGGGUGGAAAAAAGCUUUUAAGGCAAGUAAAUUGUACAUACUAUUUUGGAUUAGGAUCAUGAGUACAUCAACUACUCUACAACCCAUCACGCUUGUAGUAGGAAUGACUGCUUGUCUGUUGAUGAGCUAUACUCCACGAACCAUCUUGAAACCCUUCAUACCAUUGAGUACAUCAACUACUCUACAACCCGUCGCGCUUGUAGUAGGAACGACUGCUUGUCUGUUGGUGAGCUAUACUCAAUGGGCUUUGGGAACCAUAGUGCUCGUGAAAGAUAGGAUCUCAAGAGAUACAAACAUUUGUGUUAUGGUAAGUCCAUACAUUAAACCUUUUCUUAAAACUGCUAAGCCUGCUCCUACUUCAAUAACUCCAACUCCUACUGAAAAAUGCCUGAUAAUAAUGAUUCUACCAUUUCAUUUAAAACGCGCGUCACUAAAGUUUCAAAGUGUGCUUAGUGGUAUCAGUCCUGGUGUUGUACAUGCAAUGACAGGAAUGGCAAGUGUAAUGAACGCAAAAGUAAAUUGUUGA